UUAGGUGUUUUAUUUUACCGACAUUCAAUUUCAAGUUUGUUGUUCUUUGAGGGAUGCGUGAUGCCUUAUUGCAAAUACAUAUGUUAUUUUUUUAAUAAAAUGUAAUCCAAGCAGAGUUUAAAAAUGGGACGAAGCAAGUUUCCAGGAAAACCAUCCAAACAUUGUCACAGAAAAAGAAUAAAUGUGCUUCCCCCAACAGGAGAAUUGGAACAUGAAAAGAAAGGCUCAUCAGGGGCAAAUACAGGAGCGUCUAAAGAAAAUAAACAAGAAGAAGAAGUUGGUGAAAAUGAAUGUAAAAGACAUCAAACAAAUAAGUCAAGACCUUUAAACAGAAGGCUGUCCAGAAAACUGAGCACUACAAUUCGAAUUAAUAGCCGACAAAGAAAUUUUAUAUCAAAAAUUCGGAAUAAGGCUGCCUUAAAAAAUAACAGGUCUAGGCACAUUUCAAAAGGUCAUGUGCACAAAGGUUCUUCAAAUUUUGCAGGAAAAUUUAUAUUACCCUCAAGAAGUGUGCAUUCUUCAAGAGUUAUUAAGCCUAAUAAGAGAUUUAUAGAUCUAAAUGAGUCUGUUACAAUUAGGAAAAGGAGUUUAGUUAGGUUACCUUUAAAAUCAACUGAAGUAAAAAAUAAUAAUUUUGAUUCAGAUCCCAAGGACAAGUUAGCAUAUUCAAAUGGCCAUAGAGUAAUUUUACGGCAGGCUCGACUUAAACUACCCACUCAUUCUGGGACCAAUGGACCUUUUUCAUCCAACAUCCAUAAUGGAGCUGGAACAAUAAUUUGUAGUGUGUGUGGGGCUAUCCGCUAUUACCAUUUUAUCAAGCAAGCUCGUAAGUUUAAUAUCUACAGCUGUGAAUCCUGUAGGAAGUUCAUAUCCAAACAGAUAAAAAGGCAAAAUGUUGGUUCUGGUAUUGCCAACCCUCUCAGUUGUUUAUUGGGACAAGGAAACUGCCAUGUACCACCAGUAGAGAAAAGUCAACACCUGAAGAUCACAAAGUGUUCUAACAGAUCUCGCUGUUCAGCUUGCUGGCUUAAGAUGUGCCUAAAAACUUACCACUUGCCAAUUACUUUGAAGCAAAACCUUACUCAACUUCUUCCUACCAAUAUGAGGAGUAUUGAUUUCUCAUUUAGUAACUCAGUACCACCAAUUCUUUGGCAAAGAAAUUUAGAAAAUCAGAGCAGCAGUAAGUUUAAUUUGAAACAAAGACCAGUAAGGUUGAGGCCUACACAACAAUCCCAAUCUACAUUAACUGUUGCAACACCUGAAGUUAAAAGGCAAAAAAUUGACCUAAAGGGUCCAAGAGUAAAACAUGUCUGUAGAAGUGCCUCCAUAGUAUUAGGACAGCCCCAAGCAACUUUUGGUGGUGACAUUAGUGAUAAGAAGGCUGUUAGUGACAUCUCAGAAACAGGAAGUGAAAAGAUAUUUAGUAGUGAGUUAUCAAAAGUUGGUGAAUCUUUUAAAAGUGACUUGUCUUAUUUAACUGAUGAAGAUAUUGUUUCGAGUAGUGGGAGCUGUAAAAGUUUUAGGAGUUCUUCAGAAAAAAAUAUUCUUUCAAAAAGGGAAUGUUCCAGGAGCCUUGUAUCAUUUAUUAAUAAAGAGACUUCUUUACCUACCACACCUACAGCAUCACCUCCUAAGGGAAUUGCUUUAGAUUAUCCUGCGGAGAUUAACAUAGAAAAUACAUUCAAGGCAGGGUUUCCAGUCAUCACUACAAAAAAAAAUGAUUUAACAACUGCCCUCUGCUUUAUUUGUGGAAGUGCAGGACUGGAAAGCAUGUUAAUCUGUUCUAUCUGUUGUGAACCAUAUCACAAUUUUUGUGCAGAGAGUCUUGGAAUGAAAGUAGAUUCUAAUCCGGAAUGGAUCUGUCUCAGAUGCACCUCUUGUCACAGCUGCCAAGGCAUUGAUAAGAGCAAGAUUACCUGUUCUAAGUGUGAGAAUAUAUAUCAUGUAGAGUGUUUUAGUAGCAGUGAUGAUAGUGGACCUAAAUUGCUUUGUAAACAGUGUACAAGAUGUCAUGAUUGCGGAAAAUCAACAACUUUUCAUCUUACAAGUGUUCCUGGAAAUGUGCCUUUAUGUUUAAAUUGUUUGGAUAAAAAUAAAACAGGGUUAAACUGUGGGAUUUGUCAACGUUCUGUUCAGGAGUACAGUGAAACCUGCAAGGUGUUGGAGUGUUCAAAAUGUAGGACGUGGGUACAUUCAGACUGUGAGAAAUUAACCAGUGAACAAUACGAUAUUUUGAAACUUUUACCAGUGUCUUCUAAUUUUUGUUGUAGUAAAUGUUUACAGGAUUCUUCUCAUCUGUCGUGGAGACGAUCUGUGCAGAAUUUUUUGUACAAGAAUUUUACUCAAGUUUUUCGGCUUUUGCUUAAAAAUAAAACCGCUAAAAUGAUUCUCAAGAAAACAAAUUUUAAAGAAAAUGUUUUCCGGAGUCACGUGUUAACAAAUAAUAUUGAUGUUGACAAUAAUAAUUACAAGGAUCCUGAUAGAACUAAUUCUCUGGGGAGAGCUAAGGAACUUAUUAGUGACUGUUAUGUAAAUUCUCUAAUAGGCAUCAAGCAAAGGCUGUGUGAAUAUACUUCUGUAAAAAAAUUUAACAACGAUAUGAAGCAAGCUUUACAACUUUAUGAGUCAGAACAAUUAGGUUUAAUAUAUAUAAAUAUAUUUCAAAAUGUUUUCCCCUGGUUUGGCCGAUCACACGAAGAAGCUGGGAACGUUCCUUUAGGUGCAUACAAUCAUAUUCGUCUAGGACAUAUCCAGAAUAUUAAUGAAUUUCCGCUAUUACCUCGUAACAAAACUGACAGCAGAUGCUGUGCACUUUGUCAAGUUACCGGUGAUGGUUUGGGAAACCAGGAAGCCAGGUUGUUAUAUUGUGGUCGUAAUAUUUGGGUUCAUGCCAACUGUGCGUAUUGGUCUACAAAUAUUUAUGAAAGUAUAGAUAAUCAUCUUCAAAAUGUUACAAAUACUAUAGAAUGUAGUAAAACCUUAUGCUGUGCAGCUUGUGGUAGUAUAGGGGCUAGUGUCCAAUGUCAAAUAUGUAAAUCAUUAGCGUAUCACUAUAUGUGCGCAAGAAAGGCGGAAUUCAAAUUUAAGAUGAUUGAUAAGGCUUGCUUCUGUCCCAAUCAUCUGCCAAGUGAAUCUAUGUAUGUUAUUAAAACAGAUGAUGAGUUCGAGCUUAACAGAACAAUUUUCGUGGAGCAGUCCUCAAAAGAAUCAAGAUCGGAAGCUGAAAAAAUUAUUUGCCAAAUAGGAUCAUUAUGCAUAAUUAGUUUGGGAAAAAUUGAACCUGUACUAUCUGACAUGACAGAGUACCUAAUCCCAUCGGGUUUUAUUUGUACCAAAUUAUUUUGGUCAAUUAAAGAACCUUGGAGGCUUGUUAGCUACGUUAUCAGUACCUCUAUCCAAAAUCCUAAUUGCACUACCUUGACGGUAGAUAAGAAUUUUACAAUUAAUCAUUCUCAGGAUAAAGAAUGUAUAGAGCGGAUGACUAAAGAACUAAACGAUUGGCGGCGUGUAUAUGAGAAGAAAGGACAAGAAGUAGACUCCGAGGAUGAAGAAGAAAAGAAUGGCCCCGAGUUACUAUCACCGGAAUUAACUGAUACCAUUCUGGAGGAUUUACCGCAUGAUAUUCUAGAUGGAAUUUCUGUUCAAGACAUUUUUCAGAACUUUAGCUAUGAAGAUAUGCUGAGUUUAGAUAAUAGCAAUUCCGAGAGCAUCACGGACUCUUUAAAGAAAGUUGAAGAAGAGGAGGUCUUGUUGGACAGUAAAUCUGAAUUUUUGAUAAGGACUCGACUUCCCCCUUUAAGUCUUACUGUGAGUUGUAAAGUUAAUAGUACUCAUCCUCCAGUUACUAAAAAGAGAAAACUGUCAAAAGAAAUAUCAAAUAAUGUAUUACUUCUGCAGGUUGAUGGAACAUUUGAUGAUGAUACUUCUAGUGAAUGUACUUCGCCUACUGAAGUUAAUUCUUUAAAUACAUGGGGUACAUCCGAUGAACCAGUUACAUGUGAAAAAUGCCAAUGCACGUAUAGGACACGAAUAAGCUACAAACGUCAUCUAGAUUCGUGUGAAAUUUUCUGUACCAGUGAAAGUGAAUCCGAAAACCCGUCAGAAUUUGAUCAGAGCAACCAAAUAGAGGAAGAAACCUUAAACCCGGCUCCAGAAUUACAGUUUACUGUUCAAGUUAAUGAACAAACUCAGCCAGUUUUAGUACAAGCAUUUGAAUCAUAUCAGAGUCAAGUGCAUACAUCUGUUGUAAAUAUGGUGCCAGAACGAAUUACACUGCCACCUCCUACACUAGUACCACAACCGACGCAGCAACUUGUGCAACCAACUGUAUCAAUUCCAGAACAAACCCAGUCUAUUCCUAUUUCUGUUCCUCUCUGUAUGGGCCAGUCUGUUACAUCUCAGAUAGUUCAACCACCUAUGGAAUUUCAACAGCCACAAGCUCAACAAAUAUCUCUUCAGCCAAUGCAGUCAGUGAUGAUUCAGCGUCCUCCUAUUUCUAGAGAACCUGUAGUUCUUCAACAAAUCCAGCCAGCAUCAACACCUAGUUUUAUGCCGAUGGUAGAUUCAUUUGGACAAAAUCAAACAAGUCAAGGUGUUCAAUUGCUUCAGAUAUCUCAACAAAUGCAGCCACAGACCCAACUGUUACAGAUAAGCUCUGAUGGUAAUGUAAUAGGAAUUGUACCUAGCAUUCAACCUACAACUGUUCUUAUGCAACAACCUCAGCAGCUUGUCUUGGACACUAGCGGUACUUUUGGAUGGACUCAACAGCCGCAACCACAAAUCUACUAUGGUUUUGAAACGAUUGUACAAAAUACUGUUAUGCAAAGCCAACAGUUUAUUCCCACCCCCGUACCUGGGGUAUUAGCAGCUAAUAGCAGCUACAGUACCACGACGCAAGUCUUUCAAACCAGCAAGCUAGAACCAGUACUUGAUGUUGCUUCAAAUAGUUUUGUCUUAGUAAACUCUUCCUUAGAGAUGCCUCAGCAAUUUCCUCAAAAUCAAAGCACUACUGGUGGAGCCUCUCAAAAUCACGCAUUCAUUUUCACCUCUCAACCAUCGACUACUCAAAAACCCAUUCCCGUAAGUUCACAAAAUUGUAUUACUUUGCCUACAGCGCCUUUUGUCUCCGAUCAAAAUAUACCAAUAAGUAUUGUGCCGCCUAUUCCUAAACCACCUACGUCUUAUAAUAGACCUAUGAACAGGGUUUUGCCAAUGCCUGCCCCUGUUCAAGCUACCAAAGCAUCAAAAAAAGCAGCAGAAUCUGCGAAGUUUCAGGAUAUCGAAAAACCUCAAAUUAAGGCAAUUGAUGAAAAAUGUAAUUUUUCAAAAGAAUCCUUAAAAGUUUUAGAGUUGCCCAAGACAAGAAAUAAAGUUGAAGUUUUAGAUUAUAAAGUUUUCAAUAAAUCACAAUCAAAGAUCGAGCAUAAUUCUAAAAUCGAAGAGAAAUCGCUCAAAAAAAUAGAACCAGUGCAAAAGCUACCUAAGUUAUUUACUUACAAACCACUAAAAGAACUUGAAAAAGUUAAAAUAGAUAUGUUUGCGAAAUCAAAGAAGACUUUUAAUAUGUUUGAGGAGGAAAAGUCUUUAAAACUUGACAGUAUUAAAAAUUUAACUGCUGUCGAAAACCGAUUAAAAAAUUUCGACAACCACUUGCAGCAAAAAGUUAAAAUUGCGGCUAUACAGAAAAAACCUCAAAACGAUAAUAAACCUAAAACUAAUAUUACGACCACUAAAUCCCUAAUUGAGAAAAUUGAGAAGAUCGAAGAAGAUUGCAGUUUUAAGUCGGAGAUGACACCUUUAAAAAAUAAUUUAGAUAACGUACAAGACGGGAUUCAGAAACAGAAGUUGGAAAUAGAUUCGUCGUUAACAACACAAGUUAAAGAUAACAUUAUGAAUAUUCAAUUUGACCAAAGCAAGUCCUUUAUUAAUGUUGCACAAGUACCGAUUAAGCAGAACAUCCCUCUCCAAAUUUUUCCUGUUACUGAACCCUUUCAAGAAGUUCCUCACGCACCUCCAAUGCUUAAAAAUACUCACUCAGAAAAGCCUUUAGAUAUGCCACAGCUGGAUGAAAUGAUGAAGUUAGAAGAGCACAAAGAUACAAAAAUCUCGGAGCAACAAAUUAGUUGCAAACCAGUUCAGGAAUUGUCCUGUGUUUCUAUUUUAGAGGAAGUUGCCAAACCUGAGACUAGUAGCAAAAGUAUGCUAAGUGACCAGGUAGGAAAAGCUACCAAAUCGAUAGAUACAAUUAAUAUUGCAAGUUCCAAAUCAGAAUUGAAAAAAGAACCGGAAUCCAGCAAAACGCCUUCCAUCAUUUAUACGUUAGAAAAUGAAGAUGAAGGUUUUAAAUGCUCAUCGACCUCCAUCAGUGAAUGUUGGGCAAAAGUUCUUAAAGCUGUUCAAAAUGCCAGAGUUGCACAUAACAUGCCACCUUUACCAACUGAUGGCAAGCAUAUAAAGUCCGUCCAAGUGACUGGGUUGCAAUCAAGCCAUAUAAAGUAUUUAGUUGAACAACUACCUGGAGCUUCAAAAUGUGUGCGGUAUAAACCUUUAUUUAAGUUUAUGCCACAUGCACAAAACUCCUCUGACAUAUGCGCUCAUGGGUAUGGAGCUAUAAGAUGUAAACCUCACAAAACUAGAAAUACCGAACCUAAUGACGUAUUUUGUUGGCUGUCAUCAAAACAUAGGGAUCCCUUUACGGCGUUAGAUUCAGGAGUAGGACAAUCCAGGAGGGUAAACAACUUCCCAAUGGCAAUGAAAUUCAAGAAUUUAAAGUUAACUUCUAAAUAUUCUGUGGGAGUUUACAGAUCUCGGAUUCACGGUAAAGGUUUGUUUUGCCUUAGGGAUAUAGAACCUGGAGAGAUGGUUAUAGAAUACGCCGGAGAGGUUAUACGGUCUAUACUGACAGAUAAACGAGAAAAAUUUUACAAUUCGAAAGGUAUUGGUUGCUAUAUGUUCCGAGUAGAUGACAAUUUUGUGGUGGACGCGACUAUGAAGGGAAAUGCUGCUAGGUUUAUCAACCAUUCAUGUGAUCCAAACUGUUAUUCGAAAGUUGUAGAAAUAAUGGGCUCCAAGCACAUCAUAAUUUUUGCACUAAGAAGAAUUCUCAGCGGGGAAGAGUUAACGUACGACUACAAAUUUCCGUUUGAAGAGGACAAAAUUCCGUGUACUUGCGGGGCAAGGCGAUGUCGAAAAUUUCUUAACUAGUAAUUAAUGCUUUCUUACUGCGAUUUAACAUUCGAAAAUUAUAAGGAAGGCUCUUUAUCAUAAGAAGAAAAGGGCUAUUUUAAGUAGAAAUAAUUGUCGAGUUGUACAAAACAUGUUAUUAGACGUUUGAUUAAGUGGCUGUCUUAUAUACACGACUCUUGAAAAUAUCGAUUCUAUAAAAUAGAAAAAUGUUGUAAAGCAGUAUUUAAAAUUUAAAAAUUUUGGCUGUGAGUUCUAAUGUAUUUUUUAAUAGCCGUUUAGGUCUGAUAUUGUGGUAGCCAUUAAAAAAACACCGAUGAUAUUUUAUUUUAAAUAUUUGCCAAUACAAGUUAAGCCCGAAUAUUGAUGAAUACUUUAAAUAACAUCAGUAUAUCAAACGGCAUGAUUCAUUUAUCGAAUUUAGAUAUACAAGUGUAGCCAACUAUAACAAAAUAAUAUAUAACUAAAGCACAAGUUAAAAAGGGAACAGUAGCGUUUCUCCUACCUCACCAUUAAAAGCAUUGAUAUGAAUUAGUCUUUUCACUGCUUUCUUAAACCAAAGCUCCUAAAUCUAAAUCUCAGUUUCAGGUCUAAUUUCGUUGGGAUUCUAACAAUUAUGCAGGAGGUGUACAGAAAUAUCUUGUCUGAAAGAGUUACUCGUAGAUAUUUUUUGUCAAAAUCAUUUGUUUUAAUUGAAAUAUUUGUCAAAAUACCCAUUCAAAUAUUGUCCUGUGUUUUAAAUCUUAUUAUCAGCAAAAACUAUAUUUGUUUAUAUAUCUUUUAAAUGUUCAACACAAUUAAUUACCUAUUUUGUUGGAUACUACGUUACUACUAAAAAAAUAUAAUAUAGGUGAAACCUGUGGAUCAUUACUAAAAUGAAUUACAAAACAUAAAACACAAUGAUUUUCAAAAAUCGAAAAUUAGACAACAUGCAUAUGACCACAUAAUCAUAGAUUAAACUGGGCUUCCUCAAUUUUAGCAAAGACUGACAAAAAAGCCAAACUCUUUAAGACGCAAAGCAACAUUGGAAGUAGGACAUAAUAUAUUACUGUGUUUUUCUUUAGUUUAAUUGCUACAUGUGGCACAGCCUUUUAUUAUACCCAUUUUAUCUGGCAUACGAUUACCGUUAUUAGAAAGACGAAUGGUAUUCAACAUUUAUGAUUCCUACACCAGUUUGUUUCUUUUUUGCAAAAUCUUUCAUUGGCUCGUAACCUCUUUUACGCCUGGAGCAAUAUUAACAAGGAACAAUAUAGCAGACAAAUGAAAUGUCACCGGAAGGCAAAAUCUGAUUCAUGUUGUUUGUCCCAAACCACUAUCGUUAAAGGUAUCUUUUCCCCGUAAUAGCUUGUAAAAUCACAACCCAGACUUUAAAUCCUCGUUUUAUUGGCUUCAUGGGCAUGUAUUACUUUAAUGAAGAACGUCCCUUAAAACCAAGAAUACUUUCAUCUGCUGAAAUAAAACAACUUGAAGAAAAGUUUCACUGAAAUCUGUCUUUAAAAUAAUCACAGAAAGGUCGAAUUUUGUCAAAUUCUGGAGUACCUCUUGCCAGCAGCAUUCACUAUUGUCAAAAUGCAGAAAAACUUAAAAUCUUCGAAAAAGUUUCGUCCACUGACCACUAUAGUUUAUAAAAAAGAACAUAAUGAAAUCCCAUAUAGAUUAUUAUCCCUAAAAAUGCUCUAAAUUCAUCCAAGCCUAAAGACACUUACCACCAAGUUCAGUUGUAUAAAUAUUGGACAGUUGAUCUAUGUCACAUAAGAAAGUCCGUAAAAAUUAUGAAAAAUGUUGUAUAGGAUUACAAAAAUUUUAGUUAGUAAGUUAUUCAUCUUUCAUAUAAGGCCAAACAAUUUUCACAUAAAGAAGGAAAAUAUUCGGCGUCGCUUUCGUUUUCACUUUCACUGCUGCAAGAUGUAACUCCCGCCAAAGGUUGUUUUUUGAAGCUGACGAUCGAUUAUGCGCCGGUAUAAAUCAUCUUCUUCAUCGCAAUCUCCACCAAUGUCUGAAAAUUGAGCCUGUUAUUUCAGUUAGUGCACUGAUUAUAACUCUAAUGUUUUCUCGAGAAGGUACUGGAAUACUGGCCGAUCUAAAAAUUACAAAAAAACUAUAAACUCAAACACCUCAUUAUUAUUGCUUAUUUUUAUUUUUCAAAUUAGGUUAUUAUUUGGACAGAAUGUUAAAUAACAUCUUUGCCCCAUGAAAUAUACCUCUCGAAAUUAUGUUCCCAGUUAGAAAAAAACUAUGCUUAAUCAUAAUUAUUUUAUAAAUCAACAUAAAUUUACUUUGUUUUUAAAUUUUUUUUUUAAAUUUAUGUUUUUGAUAGUUUCAAUGUCCAUGUAUUCUUUUUUUUUCAAAUAUUUUCUAAAAAUAAAACAAUUGCAUUAAAAUUAACAGUUCAACCUGAAAAUGUGUUACUUACCUCUUAAUAUUAUUCUUUAAACCAUUUAAAAGAAAACACACAUUUUAUGACAAAACUUACCAAUUUAUACAUUUUUAUUUCACCUUAAGUUGCUUUGGGAUAGUAAUUUCUCACCUUCAGUUUUCUUGUGACCUCUUCGACGACUUAAGAAAAACUAAACAGUUUCGAUGAUAUUUCGAUGAAUAUGCAGGGCGUUGUAAGGCUCUGCAUAUUUGUAAGAAUUUAUUAACCGAUAAAAACUAUAGUAUUUUGUAGGUGGGAAAUUAUUGCCCCAUAAACACCUAAAGGGUUAUGUAAAUUAAAAGUUUUGAAAAUUAAAAAUUUGUAAAACAUUUCAUAUAUAAUUCUAAGUUAAGAUAAAUGCAUAGCUAGUUGUCCAGUUGAUUUUAAUACAUGGAUUCGUUUGCUAAAAAGAAAGAUAGAACAUACCAUUCUAAAAAUUAAUUGAAGAAUAGAAAUAUGUUUUAUGCAUGUAUUUUGUAAUAUUUAAAUAUAUUGGGAAGACACCCUUUACCAUAUUUAAAAAAGUAUCCUUCGUGUUUUGUUUGUUACUUUUUGAAACAGUUUUAUCAAAGUCCAACAAAUGUCAAUUUGAAAAAGUAUUUGCCUGUUUUUGGAAGAAUAAAACAAAGAUAAGUAAAGUUAUAUUUUUAAUAUAAUUUUAUUUACUUUAAUAAAGGUAUUAAAUUUAACUAUCGGAAACGUUGAUUUAAGUAUUUUUUUUUUAUAAACGUAGGAGAUAGUAUUUUCUAAAUUUAUAUUUGUGUAAAUAGUAACGUAAUACCCAAUAGAAUAGGAAACCAAUUUUAAAUUUGUCAAUAUAUGUUUUACGUAAUUUAAUGCCAUCGUACGAAUUAUAUUAAUGUAGGUUAUGUUUAUUCAAUUUAUAUAUAUCAAAACUUAAAAUCCAUGCGGUUUAUCUUGACUACUUGAGGACACAGAAAUCUAUUCGCCUGUGGUAGCAUCUCGCUAAGUACCGUCAAAUGGGGUAAAGUGGAUAAAAAAUUGAGGUUUUUUAAAAAUUCGGUAAAGACGUACACAAAUCUUUGGAGCACUAAUAUUUAGAAUUUUUAGUACCUGCCCUUUAAUAUUGCCAAAUUUUAGCUUUUUUUUGUCUAUAAUUUUUAAAGUGGACAACAUGUAAAUUUUCACGUAAAAUUCGUUUUAAAAAUGUGUGAGGUAAAGUGAAUAACUAAAUAUCGUUUUAAAAAUUAGUUUUCCAAAAAAAAUUUGGUAAAAAAGAAAUAAAACAAACUUUUUAUUCUUAAUAGAAAUGUUAAUGGCUAAUAAACUUUAAAACAUAAAAAACGAAAGAUUUAAAUAAAAUAAAUUGAAUUAAAAAAAUUAACUCAAAAUAAACAAAAAUAAAUAAUCAAAAUUAUUUUACUGAAGAGAAAUCCGCAUUCAAAAAUAAAUGUUUUCCACGUUUGACACUGCUUAAAGUUAACUUUUGUACACUUUGUUCCCUAUUGACAGUAAGUUAUGUCAGCAACAACAGGGUAAACAAAAAAUAUGUUUUUUUUGUCGUUUUGUUUUUUUAAUGCAUUUAUGACAAACUCAUUUUUUCCAACCAAAUUUUCUAUUUUGCCAACAAAUUUUCUGUCACGUUUAUUUGUAAAAAAAUUCACUAUUACGUAAUCACCUAUUUCUAAUUUUUUUUCAAGAUUAAAGCACGGUAGGUCAAUUUCACUUACAUCACCAUUAUUUUCUUCUCCGUCAGAGUCUGAGUUUGCUUUCAAUGGGCUUUCAGGAUUUUCCAGGAUGUUGUCUUCGUCUUCCAAGGAUCUGAUAAUAUCUCUGGCUAAGAUUUUUUCCCGCCAUUUUUUCCCGCGUUUUUGGAUACCAGUCUUCGGUCCUGUUCUGUAAGACUCUAAGUGACUUACAGGGGCAUCGAACCAGGCUUUUUCCAUGGCAUCUUCCAUAGGGACAUUUCCGCCUACAUUUCUAGGAAUUUUGCAAAGGACAGCGUUGGGGUCAAACGGAAUGAUUCCACACGCCUUAAAUCCUGAAAUCGAAUUUUUUUCAGAAUUCACACCAACUUUCUCGAUUGCCUCUUUUAAAAGCCUUGGAAACACGGUUUUGGAAUAACCCCCCGGUUUUUCUGCUUCCAUGCCUCCAAUACAUUUCGCCAUGCAUCUUUCAGGGGCCGAAAAUAGGCCACAUCAAGUCGCUGUAAUAAGUGGGUGGAAUUUAGCGGCAAUAAUACAAAACGAAUGUCAUUGGAUUCGCAUGCUUGAAUAACGCUAAGAGUUAGAUGGCUACUCAAAUUAUCGCCUAUUAACACCUUAGGCCUGACCAAAUUUUUUGUGUGUGGGAUAAGAAUAUUCAGGAACCAAUCUUCAAAUAUUGCAGAAUCGAACCAUCCACUGGUGGUUCUGCUGUAUCUGCUUCCUGGAUAGCCGCCUUCUGACCAUUCAGGGUAAAGAUGCUUGGCUUUAUAAACUAUGUAUGGGGGCAAUAAUGCUCCACUUCCCGAUAUCGCAAACAUUACGCUGGUGCUUGUUUUAGACGUAUCUAUUAUCCUAUGUGCAUGUUUUACCCCGCGUUUUACGACAACCCUUACUGAGCCAGGGUAAUUGACAAAAUUGCUUUCAUCAUAAUUUAUGACGUUACAUGGUGGUACAUUUUCCAAAGUUUUUUGAACCUCAGAAAAAUAAUUAUUAAGCAUCUCAUAGUCGACGGAUGCCUUACCUCUUUUAAUGUUUUUAGCCAAUUUUAUUGUUAGAUUAGGGUUUCUUGCCAUUAAUGCCCUGAACCAAUCCAAACCCGGUAAAUUAUCUGUAAAUCUUUUCUCUCGGCACCCCAGAUUAUUUAGAUAUUGCUGAACAAUUAAUCUUAUGUCGGUUGAUUUUAAUGGAAACCCCCAGCCAUCAACUAGUAAUUUUUCCUCAGCCUCCGGCAAAACUGGCUGUCUGCCAUAUUUUAAAGGACGCUUACCAUGAACCCGGUUGUACAAGGUUGUGUGUGGUACGCCAUAUUGUUCUGCAGCUUCCCGGACAUUUCAUGUUCUUUUGUUGACCGCCGUCACUGCCCUUAUUAGAAAUAUUUCUUUGUAAUUUUUUUGCCGGCUGGCCUAAUUUUCUUCUUAUAUACUCUUGGCAUAUUUCUCAAAAAAAAAAUAAGAAAACAUAUUCCAAUCUAAUGUCUAAUUUCUUUCAAAAUUCUGUGAUCCACUUUACCCCACAAAGUUGAUAUUUUUUAUAAUUCCGCGAAAAAAUAAUAGUGUAAUUUUUUGUUUGUAAACUCGCACUGAAUAUUGUGAUCUACAUACAGUAUAUAAUUACCACAAACAGCCAAAAAACCCGUGUGGUGUAUACUUUUCAACCAACAACAAUUUUACGGCAAACACGAACUGAAACAAAACUGCAAUAGUGAACGCUACCAGCCUCAAACAUGCCAUCCACUAGACCAGAUAUUCGCCUCGUGCACUUGUGUAAACUUGUAUAAAGUGCGGGGCGGCAGCACUGUCGUACCGUGACGUUGAAGGUCGAUCAACGAGUUCGGACUGUUCGAGUUAACUUUACCCCAUAGUUUCACUUUACCCCAUUUGACGGUACUUUGUGUGUUUGGCAUAUCUACAUAUGUACAUACAUUUAUAUCUUAUUGAAGAAGACGAUCUUUUCGCAUAAGAAUUCCAAAUUAAAAACAUUCCUGUCAACUAAACUAGAUGUCUAAACAAACGUUUUAGAAAAUUCCUGUUUUCUUGUGCUAAUGACAAAACUAGAUUUCGAUUUUAUAUUAGAUUCGAAAGUUUUAUUAUGAGCGGAUAAUGAUGAGAUAUAAAAAUAAGCAUUUUUACUGCUUUUGACGUAAUAAUCUUCUCUGGGAUAGUUGCCAAUUAUUAUAUUCUCGCUUUUGAGCAUGCGAUUGCUUUUAGAAUAAAUUACUUUGAACUAAUUCCAAGAGCAAUAGCCCUGCAGAUUCUUUAAUUUCUUGCCUAGUGCUAGUUUAGGUUUAUGUAUACAAUCCCAAUUUAACUUUCAGGCAACGAGUAGAUCAUUUUCUUGUUUCUGCUUCUCGAAUAUAAAAUGCUCUAAAGUUGAUUUUGGAUUUCUGAUAUUUCGUUUUAACUCUAACGUUGUAAUUCUGUUUUCCUAGGGGUGAGUUAGGAAGGAAUGCAUACUGUCAGGCAUUUUUAGAUAGAAAAAUGCCAUGUUUCUAAAUUUGUAUUUAAAUGAACGUCACUAGUCAGCAUUUUUUGGUGUAUUUGACUUUCAGUACCACAUCAUUUUGCUAUUGCAAUUAGAGAGGACAUAGUAAUGUUAUUUAACGAAUUCAUAAAAAAAAACUACUUAUUGAAAAAAUAGUGGAAAAGAUAUUACAUGUUUUUUAUAUGUAACAUAUGUAUGUUAUUACAUAUCUGGCAAAUAAAAGCCAGCUUCUAAACUUUACGUUUUUCCUUGAAACAUUCAGAUUCACUUGAGUAACACUUCUGAGCUGCUGUCUAAAAACCUCCUUUGUGAUAUAAAUAUAUUAAUUUGUUUUUCUUAUUUGAAAAACUAGCUUUAUGAUGCUCUUAUUUAAAUAAUAAAAAUUGUAUUUUGCUAGUCAUACCCUUUUGUUUUAUUUGUAACUAAUUUUAGAAUUUGUAAUGGUUAAUUUUUAAAUAAUUUAAAAAUUAAAAAGAUGACUAGAGAAUUUGUAUGGUCUUACAUGUUGCUUUUCAUUGUGUAACUAUUUUUUGUGUACUGUUAAAAAAAUUAAAAAAUUUGGAAACAUAUAAACCUUUAUAUUUAAUAUUUAUUUUUGUAAAAAAGAUAAAAGCAUUUUAUACAUUUUAAAAUCUUAUUUUUGUAUAGUAGAUAACUAAGUUGUUCGUUUACCGUCUAAAUGUAGAUUGUACAGUUUAUAUAAUAAUUAUUAUACAUAUUCUUUAAAUUGUUAUUAAGAGAAUGUAAUAACAAUUUUUUCAAAUAGAUAAGAACUUAUUAAUAUUAGUGGUAAACAAUCAUUUAAUCCUUUUGUUUAAAAAAAUGCACACAAUAAUUGUGCUUUUUCCAUAUGUUGGGAAUUCUUUCUAUAUGUGAACAAGCAUUGAAUGAAGCUGAAUUCCGCCUAUUCCACGGAGAUCAUUUACAACCUUAUGAAAAGAAGUACUUUCACCAAUUAAGGUCUCUUUCCAUUACACCGUACCCUGUUAGGGCCGUAAUAGGAACGUGUUAGGCGCCCCGAUUACCAUCUAUGUGUUAGCUAAUGGUAAUGUGAGGUGACGAGGGACGGUCUAAGGGGUAUUGUCUGAUAACUAUCGGUUCAAAGAAUAUUAGUUUGCAUAUGUCGAUAAGGUUACUGUCCUAGUAUGGUAGGGUGUAACGGACAAAGACCUUUAUUUAUAGACGAACGUGCUGAUACCAUAAAAGCUAGCUAAUGUAUGAAAAUUUGUUUAAAAAAUAUAAUUAAAGCAAUAUGAAGAAGUUAUAUUAGCUCAUUACGUAAAAUAAUACUAAACUCAGAUAAAGUCUAAGUUUUUUUCUGAAAUCAUUACGUUAUUAAAAAAAUGGAUGCGUUAUUUGCCAAUAUAUAAGAAAUUCAAAAAUAUGAAAAGAAACCUUUAGUGGCAAAAAGAUUUUGGUGUAUCCAGACUCGAUAUUAAAUACUUAUAACUUAGGAACAUAAAUAAAUUAGGAACUUCAAAUCACACAACCAUGAUAUCUUUCUUUACGCGUGUUUCGCUAACAUUAUUAGCACCUUCGAGAGAAAAUUAAAACUAAGUUUUCAUUUCAAAAGAUUAUAAUUCUUAAAAUUUAUUUAUAUAUUACAUAAUCCUAAAAGAUUAACACUGAGUUUUAGUCUUCUCCCGAACAUCGUUACCGAAACUCAUGUCAAGAGGAAAAUAAAGAGCUUUGGUUAGUGGUAAAACUGUUGUGAUUCGAGUGUCACACCAAAGGUUCCAACCAUAGGGCAAAUUAAGAAUUCCUCAAGUAAAACUACUAUAUUAAUUAUAUUAUCUGAUAAAUAUGGUUCUGAAACUGCAUAUGGUAUAUUUUUGAAUUUCUAUGUACAAUUGCGUUUAAUGAUGUAGUGAUUUUUGAUUAACACAGUCUAUUUAAAUAUUGGUGUUUUUAUUUAUUUAUUUAAAAGUUUAUGAUAAAAUAUAUAUAAAUUAAGGUCUUGGUAAUUAAAACUAAAAGUAAAGUUUCAAGACUAAAAAAUAGAUUCUGAAUGAUCAAAGAUGUCUGCUAAAAAUUUCAUUUAUUUUUGACUAAAAAAAUAGGUUUAAUUUGGUAAUACCUUUUUUAUGUUUGCAAACAUCUGACUUCGAUGUUGCUUAAGAAAUGUUUUGUUGAAACUUUUUUUUUAAUAUUGAUGAGGAUGUAUUUGAAUUUUAUUACAUCACCGGCAUACUGUACAGAUUUUUUAGCUUUAACAAUAUAAAUGACAAUAUAAACAUAUCAAUAUGAAUCCCAUGGGUAGAUAUAUACUACCAUGUGAUAUAAGGCCUUCUUAGGUAGUCUAAUAGUUAGGUGUUAAUGGGAUGAUUUAGUGUCUUAUAAAUAACUGUAAAUUAUAUUUUAAUAUGGCUAAUCAUACCCAUUUUGGUGCUUAAUAUAUUACAUUGUUUUGUUUUCUCCUAAGCAGCUGUCCGAUGAAAAUUGUAAUGAAUAAAUGAUAUUAAUUUGA
Molecule: messenger RNA, 16213 nt
Organism: Anthonomus grandis grandis
Lineage: Eukaryota; Metazoa; Arthropoda; Insecta; Coleoptera; Curculionidae
Gene: trx
Product: histone-lysine N-methyltransferase trithorax
Exons: 8
Coding region: 124-7203 (2359 amino acids)
Biological process (GO): positive regulation of DNA-templated transcription
Cellular component (GO): histone methyltransferase complex; nucleus
Molecular function (GO): zinc ion binding; histone H3K4 methyltransferase activity; protein binding
Source: RefSeq, a predicted model, not a curated record